AUGGUGGGAGAAGGCGUCCAUCCUCGGGAUAUGCGAGAGGCAUUGAGUAUAGCGCCUUUUCUCCAUCUCAUUCCCAAACAGGAAAUAGCGCCUUUGAUCUCAUCUACAUCCAUAACGAUAUCGCCAGAUCCCCAGGAAUUUAACUCACAAUUGUAUGAUUCGGAGUGUAAAGAACGCAGAAAAGUUGUGAAUAGUGACGAAACCAGUUUUGGCGAAGUUCUCAAGGAUUUGGCCUCUGAAUUUACAGAUUGUCAGGAUGAGGAAGUAGAUCAAAUCAGGUUUAGAAAACCAGAAAUUAUUCAAAAUGGGGAAAAACAACCCCAGGAACUCACAGGAAUAACUUUGCCGGCCCUUGAGAGGCGAAUAUUUAAUUCUACGAAAAUUGAACUGAGGCAAAUCAUUUUGCUGUCUCGUAGCGCCGACACAAGAACAUAUACUGGCAGAUUAUCCGUGCGCAAGACUUAUCAGGCCGAGGACAAACAAACAAAAGCACAUAACGAUAGAUAUUUACGCAAAUAUGAAAGGGAACUCGGAUUUUUGUUCGCUGAGGAUAAGGAAUUUCUGAAAGAACUACCAAAUUCUUAUGCAAACAGAAAGAGAUACCUUGAAGACGACGAAGAAUACAAUGCCAAAAGACCGCACCGGAUUGUGACUAUGACCUAUGACCAAGUAGCAGACCGAGCAAAUGUGAACAUGGCGAUACUUCUCCAGCAGAUUGAACGAGAAGAGGCCGAACCUGAAAUUUCUGCUAAUUGGAUGAUCCUAGAUGAUACCAAAAUCCUUACGAAUUACGCCCUAUUGCAUAUACACGACAACCUCAUCCGAAACUUAAACCACCGGGUUUUACACACUGAAGAUAACGAUAUCUCCUACUUAUCGAAAAUCCAGGAUCUCUGUUUGAGAACUAUAAAUGCCUCAGAAAACAUCGAUUUCUCGGAAUUGAGUUUGAGAGUAAUUGCCCCUGAUCUUCAAGAUAACGACCUUGCGUCUUUGAUUAUCAGCCUAGAAACCUGUCUAAACUUCACCAAAGCUAGUAAAAUCAUGCUUUUGUUGCUCACCAGUCAUUAUUCGGAGAAGUUGAUGUUUUACGAUGCCCACACGAAUCUGGUGAUACAGCUUAUGGACAGUGUGGUCGACUUGCUAAUAAUACCACUCGCAUCUUUUGAAAACGUACAACCAAUAACUAACACGCUAAAGCCCAUAUUAGCCAGAUUGCUAGUUGAAGUCUGCGAUUUGUUCCAACUCUUCAAUUCCUACAAGCACCCAAACCGAUUUGAUGACACUCUUAUUACUAAAUUGGAAUACCUUUGCAUACAUGCAGUGUUUGCUGAAUACCGAAGCAAGGGAAACAAUUCAUUUUUUGGUUUAAGCCAGUUUGAGUUGUUGAAAUUGCGAUCUUGUGAAAUGAUUAUCAGCUUAUUCUCUAAUAUAUCUGAUCAGCGAGAGUUCAUCUUAGGAGAACUCAUAUCAAAUUUUGACAAAUUACUGCCCAAUAGGACAGUUGCGAGACAAUACAAACUUGCUGGUGGAGGCAAUGUACAAUUGGUUUCUGCCCUUCUAGCCAAGUUGAUUGAAAGCAGCUCAGCAGACUUUGAUGUACUGUCUUUAUCGGAAAGUUUUAUUGACCUGCCUGCUUUAUCCAAUAACGUCAAGGAAUCAAUUCUCAACUGCAAGAAAACUGGAGACAAUAUUUCCAGAAUGUUGAUCUCCAAGUUCAGUGGAACCACCUCAACAAUGAGCAAACAGUCAUUAGAGUUAAUGGUUGAAGACUUACUACUGCUUAUGUUGUCACCAGUUUGGGCCGGUUCCACCGUUCUAUUGACUUCGAUCACAAAUUCAUUUCUUAUCAUGAUCAAUGCAGAAGCUGAUCCUCCUCUUGAGACUACAAUGUUGGAUAUGUUAGGAUUGAUUGUAUUGAAGAUCAAGUGUAUAUCCUGCAAAAAGGAAUUGAAGCGUAUUACCCCCAGAGCUUCCAGCGAGGAUUUAAACAUAUGUAAGUCCAUGAUGAUCAACGUUCUUCACGAAUUGAAAAGCAUUUCUGGAAAUGUCUUUCUGAUUGCAAGUUCUCAGUUUUUGCUACUCAAGUAUCUUUCGUAUUUCCUUUCGUUAGUGGGGGACUCAGAAAAUAAUAGCCUAUUGGCCAAUACUGAAGUCGAAAACUUGGAGGUGGUCGCUAAACAGGCAUGUAGAGAUUUGAUAAAUGCAACUUCAGAUGGCCAAACUAACAUUCUGAAGGAUGCUUCGGCUUACACUGAGAACGAGUACCUUUCCAUAAUGAAUAGCCAAGAAUUAGAGGUUCUUUACGAAGGAUUUUUAGGCUCUGUGGUUGGAUUAAUGGAUAGCAAUAAAGUCAAAGUGAGAGCUAAAUGUAUCAAAAUUCUUUCGUCGUUAAUUGAGCAGAAUGAUGAACUUUUACUUUCGCCAAAGAUUCAAGAGUCUGUGUCAAACAGGUUAUUUGAUAAUUCUCCACUUGUCAGAGAUGCAGUGAUUGAUCUAAUUGGAAGAUACAUGUCUUCCAACCCUGUUCUUGUUGACAGGUUCUACAAAUCCAUUUGUGAAUGCCUUGUUGAUGAGAGUGUCCAGGUUCGUAAGAGAGUAGCCAAGUUGAGUGGGCAGAUGUACGAAAAGACAACGUCUAAGUCAGUAAAGGUAUAUAUUUCUUCCAAGUUGAUAAGGAAAUUGAACGACGAGGAUGAUGUAGUUCAAGACAUUUCCAGAUCCAUACUCCUUUCGUUAUGGUUUCCCAAACUGAAUAAUUUGGAAAAGGUUGAUUCAUCUAAGACAACUGCUGAAGUAAUGAUGGAUAUAGUAAAAAGUGGCGGAAGAACUAGCGAGGGCUUCGAAUCUUUCAUAAUAAACUAUGUCAACUCCAAUAAUAGUCAAGCAGCAAAAGUCGCCAUGAAAUUGAAAUUGGCUCAAGUUUUUGAUUUCAUAAUUGAAGGUGGCGAUGCCGUUGCCAGUGCCAUGAAACUAGUCGCAAUGUUUGUUAAAUGCGACAGUUCUAUCAUAAAUCAAGAUCAACUUGUUUCAUUGGAACCAUUCUUUAUAGAAGAAAAAUCAACUGAAGGAACUUCAAGACUUUAUGGUUUAGAGAUUCUAUCCUCGGCCUUACCAAGCAUUGGUUCAUUACGUCCAGAUUUCUUGGCUUCGUUGGUUUCGAAUUUAUUGAAGAAACUUACGAAAUACAGCGUCAAGGAGUUGCAUCAUGUUGUUCCUAGUGUAUGGGUUCUUUGUCAGAUGAACAAGGAUUCAAUUAAGCUUGCCAAUGCUACAAUUUCUUGUAUGAGACUCAUUAAGCCAUACUUUGAGUUCAAGGAGGACAAAAAGUUCGAUGUUAAGUUACAGAAGCUUUUACAUCUUUUGGGAUGCUUUGGAAGAUACUGUAGACUUGAGAAUCAUCGUGAUCUCUUUCAGAAAUCUUCCCUUGGAUUCAAAGCAAAAGAAUCAGUUACUAGUGGAAUCGUGAAAUUCUUGAUGUACUUCUGUGAUUCCAAAAUGCCCAGCACAAUCCGAAACACAGCUUUGGCAAAUAUGAUCCAUGUUUGCCGGACUCACACAAAGCUCUUUGUUUCGGAAGCUAUCUUGAAGGUCUUCGAUAGAGAAAUGAAUCUAAAAAGCAAUGUCGAAUCCUUCAAUACCAUUAUCCGAGGACUCUUCGAUUUUUUGAAGGAUGAAGAAAUUGAAGUACGCAGAAGAGUUGGGUCUUCAUCUACUUCUUCUGACAAACUCAAGAUUGAUAUCUCAGUAUUUCACGGCGAUUCCAAGUCGUUUCUUCAUGAUGGAAUAUGCGCUGGUCUCAUUCAACGGUACGAGAAUAGAAUACUUGAAAUGACACUAUAUGAUAAAGGAGAGCAAUCAUACCUUGCAGUUCAGUUUGUAGAACUCAUUGUCAAGAUUGGAUUUUCGAACCCAAAACUUUGCAUUCCUACAAUUAUAGCAUUACAUUCCAGUCCAAAUCCAUAUGUUAGAAAUAUCGCAAGACAAGUCCACAAAGAACUUUUUGAAAAGCACGAAUCCUUGAUUGAUACAAGCUAUGCUGAAGGGUUCACAUUGUCGUUUAAUUUCCUGAGAAGAUUAUCUUUAGACGAUUCGUCAUCUACAGAGGUAUUCAAUUCCGUGUACUCGAUUAUCCAGAAGACGUAUUCUUCUAGAAAAAAGUUCAUCAACUCUUUGCUAAGACUUUUAGUCGUUGACCUCGAGCGCACAAGCAUUGUAGAUGCUCUCGAAAAGCUACAGUUUGCUAGGAAUAAAGUGUGUAAUAUCGCAAAGAUCAAUUUCGCUACGCUAGAAGAGGUGUUGAUGAUUGUUCAUGAGAUAGACCAUGUGGUCAGCCGUUCGGGAAUGGACUUGGUGGACAAACUCAAGACCCAAACUGAUGAUGUGGCUAUUGACUUGGUUAUUGCGCAAUCAAUUUUAGCAAUUUCAGCAUUGAGAAGCCAUUUGGUUAACAAAUUUUCACUUGGAAGAUCCUUGAUAGAUAGGUUCAUUCCCGGAAAAGUAGAUCCCGACAUGAGGCAUGCAAUCAAAUCUAGCUACCAGCUACCUCUCGAAAUUCCCGUUCUCCCUGAAACUUUGGAGAAAUCUAGUCUUAUAAUCAUAGUACAGAACGAGGUAGACAAAUAUGCAUAG
This is a messenger RNA of Scheffersomyces stipitis CBS 6054, 4629 nucleotides long. RefSeq names its product cohesin-loading factor complex subunit. The transcript has a single exon. The record is from RefSeq and is a predicted model, not a curated record. Gene Ontology annotation, cellular component: Scc2-Scc4 cohesin loading complex. Gene Ontology annotation, biological process: regulation of gene expression; establishment of protein localization to chromatin; replication-born double-strand break repair via sister chromatid exchange. Gene Ontology annotation, molecular function: chromatin binding. The coding region runs from base 1 to 4629 and encodes 1542 amino acids. NCBI's taxonomy places the organism in Eukaryota, Fungi, Ascomycota, Pichiomycetes, Serinales, Debaryomycetaceae.